AUGUCUUUCAGCUCAUCACCCAGAUCGUUCCAUUACCCACCCAACGGUGGCAUGAGUCGGGACUACACACACCAACAGCCCGAGCCGUCGCGUUCCUCUUCUGGUGACUCUCUUCAGUCACGUUCUAAUCAGCUGUACAUGGGUGACUUAGAUUCUAGUUGGGAUGAGAACUCUGUCCGCUCGAUAUGGGCAAGUAUGGGUGAACCUAACGUGCAAGUAAAGAUGAUUAGAAAUACAAGCUCAUCUGUCGCCAAUUCGGGGUAUUGCUUCAUCGAAUUCCCCUCUCACUUGAACGCAUCGAACGCGCUUUUGAAGAAUGGACUCCCAAUUCCCAAUGCUCCAAAUAAAGUUCUUAAGUUGAAUUGGGCCUCUUUUGCAACAGCACCAGGAAAUGAGUUCUCGAUAUUUGUUGGUGAUCUGGCUCCAAAUGUGACAGAAUCGCAGCUAUUCGAGCUUUUCAUCUCCCGCUACGCCUCGACGCUCAAUGCAAAAAUAGUUUUUGACCAAGUGACUGGGGUCUCUAAAGGUUAUGGUUUCGUUAAAUUUGGACACGAAACUGAGCAGCAGAGAGCGUUGUUAGAAAUGCAAGGUGUUUUUCUGAACGGGCGAGCAAUUCGCGUGAGUACUACUUCCAAGAGUAGAUCGAAAUUUCAGCAACAGAGUUCACAGUCUCACAUGCAAUCUCAACAGCUUCCUUCUUCACAGUUGCAGUCUCAAUUUGUCUAUCCGGUACAGCAACAGCCUGCUAUUACUCAGUUCACAGACCCCAAUAACACGACAGUUUUUAUAGGAGGACUGUCUUCACUAGUUACGGAAGAUGAGCUGCGUUCUUAUUUUCAACCUUUUGGUUCAAUUGUUUACGUUAAAAUUCCUGUCGGCAAAGGAUGUGGGUUUGUUCAGUACGUGGAAAGAAUUUCCGCUGAAACUGCUAUAGCCAAAAUGCAAGGAUUUCCAAUUGGGAACUCGAGGAUCAGGCUUUCGUGGGGUAGAAGUGCUAAGCAAGCAGCCGCCAUGCAACAAGCAUUUGCUUCUGCGCUGCAGCAGCAGCAAUUACAGCAACAACAACAGCGUCUGCAGCAUCAACAGAUAUUGCAACAGCAGCAACCCUCUAAUUUGCCUUAUCAGCCACAACCUGCCAUGCCAACUUCCUACGGUUAUUCCUCAACUUGGGAUUCUCUGAAUGGCAAUUAUAUGCCAAUGUCACAGACUUCAUCUAUAGGCUCAAUUUACAACACAGCGGGUUCUUCCUCAAAUUCUCUUUUGGCUGGAAUUACUAAUUUGGAUUACAAUGGCUUAUCAAUGAAUAUUACUUCAUCUAAUAAUGGUUUUAAUUACGUUCCCAGCUAUUCCAACUCCUCUGCUGUCAUCGAAACCUCUGCGCAAGUACCUGGACCAGUUGAGAAUGGUUUUCUAAACGACACGCCGUCUCAUCCACAAAUUAUGGUCCAAGGAAAUGAUGUUUACGUCAAGAGAAAAUCCGAAACGGUGGAUAGGUUGGAGAAGGGUAGUAAUGGGUUUAUUUUUGCCUGA
Lachancea fermentati is the source of this 1530-nucleotide messenger RNA. The record is from the annotation of a GenBank genome assembly. NCBI's taxonomy places the organism in Eukaryota, Fungi, Ascomycota, Saccharomycetes, Saccharomycetales, Saccharomycetaceae.